UCUUUCGGUAGUAUAUGUGCUUGCUAGACACAUAGACAGAGAGGGACAGAGAGAGAGAGACAGAGAGAGGGAGGUAUAUAUACAUAUAUAUAUACACGCACACACGUGCAUUUCACAUAUGCACAUAUACACAUAACACACAUACAUACACACACCCCUAUAUAUAUAUAUAUAUACAUAUAUAUAUAUAUAUACAUAUACAUACACACACACACACAUACCCGCGAUAUAUACGUGGCAGUGUCAACGCUCUUGUCAAUAGCCAGUGUGUUCUUGUACGUGUCGGAAAGAUAAUCUAAUAUGUGUGGUAUUUUUGCCUACCUCAACUAUUUGACUCCUGUCACUCGUAAACAGAUUUUGAAUACCCUAAUAACAGGUUUGAAGCGUCUGGAAUAUAGAGGGUAUGAUUCAGCAGGUGUUGCUUAUGAAAUUGAAGGAAAAGAAUCAGAGAAAGGGUCUAUUACUAUCAUUAAGAAACCUGGAAAAGUUGCAGCUCUUGAGGAGGAAAUAAAUUCCACACCUGUAGAUUUUGAUGCAGUGUCUACCUGUCAUAUUGGUAUUUCUCAUACACGUUGGGCAACACAUGGCGAGCCAAAUUCCACAAACAGCCAUCCUCAGAGAUCUGGGCUGAAUAAUGAAUUCAUUUGUGUCCAUAAUGGAAUUAUCACAAACUACAAAGAUUUAAAAUCCUUUUUGGAAAGUAAAGGUUUUGAUUUUGAAUCCGAAACUGAUACUGAAACCAUUGCUAAGCUUGUCAAACAUCUCUAUGACAAACACAAGGAAAACAAGCUUACAUUUAGGGAAUUGAUUGAAAUGACUUGUCAACAACUCGAGGGAGCCUAUGCUUUGGCUUUUAUGAGCACAAACUAUCCAGGAGAAUGUGUCGUAACACGACGUGGAAGUCCUUUACUGAUAGGAAUCAAAAGUAACUCUAAAUUAACAACAGACAACAUUCCUGUUUUGUAUAGCAAAGACCACAGAGGUUAUGUAGAACCAGUCCAAAGACCCACUGAUGGUACGACUGAAUUUCACCCUUCUGGACCAAAUACUGAAGUUGAAUAUUUUUUUGCUUCUGAUGCCAGUGCCAUAAUUGAACACACCAACAAAGUGAUCUUCCUUGAGGAUGAUGAUGUAGCUGCAGUUACUAAUGGUUGUUUAACUAUUCAUCGUAUUAAGCGCAACUUGGAUGAUAACAAGGUCCGAGAAGUGAUAACUUUGAAGAUGGAAAUUCAAGAAAUCAUGAAAGGUAAUUUCUCCUCUUUCAUGCAAAAGGAAAUCUUUGAACAACCAGAAUCUGUAGUCAACACAAUGAGAGGAAGACUUAAUUUUGAAACCAAUCAAGUAAUACUUGGAGGUAUCCAAGAUUUCAUGACAGAGAUACGACGUUGCCGCCGUCUCCUAUUCAUUGCAUGUGGAACAAGUUACCAUAGUGCCUUAGCAACACGUCAGCUUUUGGAAGAACUUACUGAACAACCAGUUAUGGUAGAAUUAGCCAGUGAUUUUCUAGACAGAAGCACACCUAUCUUCAGAGAUGAUGUCUGUUUUUUCAUUAGCCAAUCAGGUGAAACUGCUGAUACACUAAUGGCUCUACGUUACUGCAAAAAGAGAGGUUCCUUAAUUGUCGGUAUCACUAACACUGUUGGAAGUAGUAUUUGCAGAGAAUCUAAUUGUGGUGUUCACAUAAACGCUGGUCCUGAAAUUGGUGUAGCAAGCACAAAGGCUUACACUAGCCAAUUUAUUGCAUUAGUUAUGUUUGGUUUGAUGAUGUGCGAAGACCGAAUUUCAAUGCAAGAGCGAAGAAAAGAAAUUAUUCAAGGACUCAAAAAACUUCCUGAGGAUAUAAACGCAGUACUUAAAUUAAAUGAUGAAAUUCAUUCAUUAGCCCAAGAACUCUACCAACAGAAAUCCCUUCUUGUCAUGGGACGUGGUUACAAUUUCUCUACUUGUUUGGAAGGAGCUUUGAAAAUCAAAGAAUUGACUUAUAUGCAUUCAGAAGGUAUAAUGGCUGGUGAACUGAAACAUGGUCCUUUGGCACUUGUUGAUAAAGCAAUGCCUGUCAUGAUGAUUGUAACUAGAGAUAAAGUCUAUUCCAAAUGCAUGAACGCUCUACAGCAAGUAAAGGCACGACAUGGUGAUUUGAUUGUUAUUUGCAACUCUGGUGACACAGAAACCCAAAGUCAGGUGAAGAAGUUCAUUGCUGUACCACAUACAAUCGACUGCUUACAAGGAAUUCUUACUAUAAUUCCCUUACAGCUUCUUUCCUUACAUAUUGCUGAAAAACGUAACUGUGAUGUUGACUGCCCCCGGAACCUAGCAAAGAGUGUUACAGUGGAGUAAAUGAUGCCUCAGAGACCAAUACUGACCAGCCACGACACUUACUGAAGAGCUACACACACUAAAGGCUUUAACAGAAAUGAGCUUUUUUCUUUUUUUAUCUUGUUAAAGGAACUCCUCUAACCUAACAUCUAGUAAUUCUUGAUCGGCUUACUGCCCCAUAUAUAUAUAUAUGUAUUCCAGAUAUGGACAAAUUAUUUUUUUGCUAUGAGUUUACAUCUAACCAGUUCUCAAAUUCGGUAAUUCAUUAAACCUUGGAAUUUAUAUUGGUUUUUUUUUUUUUUCUGUCUUUUAGAAAAAAAGGGAAGGAUAGGAAUUUAUUAUCAUCAGUGUAGCUUUUGGAUGCAGAGCUUGAUUUCUUUGGCUAUUAUGUGGCUCACUGUUCUCUUGUGCAGAUGUUUUCAUCCAAUAGUAAAGUGAAAAAUUCUUUAACACUUUACUUGAUUUCAGAUGUCAAAUGAAUAACCUUGUUUUUCUGUUUCCAAACUUAUGGACGUUAAACACUAAUGAGAAGCUCUUAUAACGUUAGUCUUUAUUUUUUUACCAGGUGAGAGUGUACAUGGUUGCUUGAUAGCUUAGAAAUAGCAGCCAAACCUCCGUUGUGUCACCAAUGCAAUGACGUGAAACACAUUUUGACAGAUAAACAUGAGACAUGUAACCUUGUGUAUGGUCGCUUGACUUGCUAGAAAUAGCAGUUAAAUCUCCUUCAAAUCCCACUACUGUCUUACAGAAAGGACACAUUAAAUAAUGUAGUCCUACAUGCUCUGUUUCAAUAAAACAUAGGUCACAACUAGAAUGCCUUUUACCCACUGGCUUCCUUGAUAAAGGUUGACUUGGGAUGACUAAACAACUGUCAAAGUCAAAAUAUAUGGAAAUGGUACAUACUGUUGCUCAUGGUAUCCUAUCAAGGGUUUUGUGUUUUUUUUAUUCAUUUCUUUAUUACUUACCCACAAGCAUAAAAAUUGACUAAAAUAAAAGGAAAAAAAAAACUUUUUUCCCCUCCCCUCAAAGUUUGAUUUGGUUUCUACUCAUAUGUGAGUAUGGUUUCCAUAUUCACAUACAUCUUAUAAAAUAUGGUUCUGUAACUACAAAUUUUUUUCUUCAUAGCUAAUGGUGACCUCUUACUUCUUUUCAAAUGUGCGUUAACUUUAAACCUAUACACAUCAAUGUUUUCAGUACCUUUUAAAUGUUUUUGUAUCAAGAAAUAUAAAUAUAUAUAAUGUGAUUUAAUUUAGGGGACCAAAGUGAAUACAUUAAAUUACUAAGACUUACCUUAGUUAUAUACUGAAUAUAUAUACAUAUAUAUACCUUAAACUACUGUAUACUAUUUAAUUUAUUAUUUUGGAUGCAAAGUGGAGUUUGAAUUGGUUAUAUACAAUACAUACAAUCACAUGUCUACAUUGUCAACUGUUAAAUAUUUUUGUGUGUGGAUAAUUAAUUUCUUUUGACUUAUACUAAACUGUUGAUAACUGCUUUCUGUUAAAACUGUUUUAUGGUUUAUGUGUGUUUCUUUGUAACAGUUGGUUUUAUUUAAUUGUCUAUAUUUGUUUUUUGUUGAAAUUUUUAUUUUUAUCUUGAAUGUUGCUCGUCAACCUUCACAAACUUCAAUCAAGUAAAUUAUUUACUCACACAUAUUUCCACAUGGGUCAUAUAACAUAUCUGCUAAAAUUCGGCUUCAAUUUUGGUUUUGUUUGUUUUUUUAUUUUUUGUAUCCCUCUGUCCAUUUUAUCAAUCUAUCAUAGUUUCAUUUCAUGCAAUUUGACUAAAUUUGGAACCAUACUUUUGUAAAUAAUUUCCUAUUUGAAUUUGUGAUGGUAUAAAAGCAUACAUUUACUUUUGAGGAUUUUUCUUUUAUUUACAAAAAGAAAAGACAAUUUCUAUAUGAUUCCAUCCUGAAGUAACGCAAUGAUCUAUAUAUAAUGAAUAAAAUUUAUUGAUAGAAAA
Molecule: messenger RNA, 4278 nt
Organism: Octopus bimaculoides (California two-spot octopus)
Lineage: Eukaryota; Metazoa; Mollusca; Cephalopoda; Octopoda; Octopodidae
Product: glutamine--fructose-6-phosphate aminotransferase [isomerizing] 2
Biological process (GO): protein N-linked glycosylation; UDP-N-acetylglucosamine metabolic process; fructose 6-phosphate metabolic process
Molecular function (GO): carbohydrate derivative binding; L-glutamine:D-fructose-6-phosphate transaminase (isomerizing) activity
Source: RefSeq, a predicted model, not a curated record